This is a messenger RNA of Dermacentor silvarum, 2798 nucleotides long. Its product is annotated as annulin. Gene Ontology annotation, biological process: peptide cross-linking. The coding region runs from base 389 to 2656 and encodes 755 amino acids. The transcript is spliced from 17 exons. NCBI's taxonomy places the organism in Eukaryota, Metazoa, Arthropoda, Arachnida, Ixodida, Ixodidae. Gene Ontology annotation, molecular function: protein-glutamine gamma-glutamyltransferase activity. The record is from RefSeq and is a predicted model, not a curated record.
CGCAGCAAUCCAGUCGCCUCUGGGAUUCGGCCUGUACCGCGGCCGUAGGCCGGCGCGGCUGUCCGAUCCGGCGCCAGCGUUGGACAGCCCUUCGUCCGAUGAGCAGCACGACUCGUUUGAGAGCGGUAUCCGCGACGAAUUCAGCUUUCUGCGGGAGCCCGAGUCCGAGGACUCCACGUUCUACGACGACGAUGUCUACCCCGUCCAUCUCCCCGAGCAAGCUUGCUUCAAGGAGGACUACGGCAGCGGCGGCGGCGGCGGAGAGGAGGCGGACCGGCAUCCGCCCUGGUCGGGCCCAGUCGGAGGGCGCUCGGCGACGACUGCGGCCAAGUCUGCAUCCAGCGCCAAGAGGAGCGCCAGUCCGGCCGAGCACCGCCGCAGGGGAGCCAUGGGUAACGUCCUCUCCUGCUUCCACGGCUCGUUUUCGCCGAGCGAGGCCGAGACCGAGCACAAGCUGCUCCCCGUAGCGCCCAAGCCGCCGGCAGAGGGCAGGGGCGAAAGCAUUGUGCAGGUGCGGAGUGUGGACCUACGCGUGGCAGAGAACGCCCAGCAGCACCGCACCGAGGACUAUGAGCUGACCAAGGGGAACGAUCCGGUGCUGGUGGUGCGCCGGGGGGAUCCCUUCAGGGUGGCCCUCGAGUUGAGCCGACACUACAAUGCGGACAGGGACACCCUGGCCUUCGUCUUCACCGUCAGGGGUGAAGAGGCCCCGUCCUACACCAAAAACACCGUGGCUGUGGUGCCCGUCGGCUACCGGUCGUCCACCGAAUACUUGGGAGGUGUCUCUUCCUGGACGGCUCUCGUCCAGAGUUCUCGCGACAACGUCAUCGACGUCGAGAUCACACCUCCUGCCAAUGUCAUAGUCGGAGAUUGGAUCAUGGACAUUGAUACUAAGAACCGUUCCGAGAACGACAACACUGGAUUCCGAUACACACACAGGGACCCAGUCUACAUCCUCUUCAAUCCUUGGAACAGGGCCGACACGGUGUACAUGGACAAUACCAAGAUGCGGUAUGAGUGCGUUCUAAUGGAGAGUGGCCUCAUCUGGCGAGGAAGCCACAGCAGACUUAGGCCUACCGUGUGGAGCUACGGCCAGUUCGAGAAGAACGUGCUCGAAUGCUGCGUCUACCUGCUGCGACACGUGGGACGGCUGGCGUCUCCAGCGUGCGCGGAUCCUGUCAAAGUUGCCAGGCACGUCUCUGCGGUGGUCAAUGCUCCGAACGAUGAAGGUGUCGUCGUGGGCAACUGGACAGAGAAAUUUUCCAGCGGCACACCGCCAACAGGGUGGACAGGGAGUGCCUCAAUAUUGCAGCAGUUUUACAAACACAAAAAGCCUGUGAAGUACGGCCAGUGUUGGGUCUUCGCAGGCGUAGCAACCACUGUGCUUCGGGCCCUGGGCAUACCGUCUCGGCCAGUGACCAACUACUACUCGGCCCACGACACGCACAGCAGUUUGACCGUGGACCAGUUCUACAACGACAAUGGGGAGGCCAUUGAGAAGCUGAACAAGGACUCGAUCUGGAACUUCCAUGUGUGGAACGAGGCGUGGAUGACGCGGCCUGACCUGGAGCCCGGAGACUACUCUGGCUGGCAGGCCAUCGAUGCCACACCGCAGGAAGCCUCGGAUGGCGUCUACCGCUGUGGACCAGCUAGCGUCAAGGCUAUCAAGCGGGCCGAGAUUCUGAAGCCCUACGAUGGUACAUUCAUCUUCGCGGAGGUGAACGCAGACCAGAUCUACUGGCGUUACCAGGGCCCCAUGCAGCCACUCAAGCUCAUUCGCAAGGCCACGGACAAGAUUGGACAGUGUAUCAGCACGAAAGCCGUUGGUAAAUUUGAACGCGAAGACAUCACAGAUUCCUACAAGCACCCCGAACACACACAAGAGGAACGCAACGCGAUGCUGAAGGCCCUGCGCAAGUGCAACCACGCCUACUCCCGCUACUAUCUGAACGAUGAACUGGAAGACGUCACGUUCGACUUCGAGCUUCUGGAUGACAUCGUUAUCGGCUCCCAAUUCACGGUGAAGCUCAGCGCCAGGAACAAGAACCCGACCAAAGAGUACUCGGCACACGUCGUCAUGCGCGUCGAGAGCACCCACUACACGGGCAACAAGAGAAAGCUGGUCAAGAGCGGUCAGUUCGAUGUCAUCAUCAAGCCAAACUCGAGAGAGGAAGUGUCCAUGGAGGUGACGUACGUUGAGUACGAAAAGGUGCUGCUGGACCAAGCCAUGUUCAACAUUGCCACGUUGGCCACCAUCAAGGAGACAAAGUUUGACUACUUUGCGCAGGACGACUUCAGGGUGCGCAUGCCUGACGUCAAAAUUGAGACCGAUGGCGAUGCGAUCGUAAAGAAACCACUGGCUGUCAAGGCCUGGUUCAGGAACCCGCUUCCAAAGUCGCUGACCAAAGGAUUGUUCGUCAUCGAGGGACCGGGGCUUACGGAACCGCUGAGGCUGGCCGUCAAGCAGAAAAUUCCCCCGGGUGAGGAAGUGAAGGUCACCUUCUACCUGACUCCCAAAACUGCUGGACCCAAAGCCAUCAUUGCCAAAUUCAACUCCAAGGAACUGACCGACGUGGAUGGCUUCAAAGCGAUUGAUAUUAAUGACACGUCUUUCUUGGAGGCCGCCAACAUUACGCCCGUAGCCGCCACUGCUUGACGACCAAAAGUGCCCAGCGAGGGAUUUGAGAUUGUUCUUUAUUAUUUCUCUUUGCAAGAAAACAGUUCUACUUUACUACGUUAGUUCUGUCACUUGCCAAGGCAUGUUACUUAAUGAGAAUUAAAUCAUUUUCCGAAUAUGA